CCGAUCAGAGAGAGAUGGCAGAAACCGCCCCAGCCCCGGCUGCUGCCGCCCCGGCCAAAGCGCCCAAGAAGAAGUCAGCUGCGAAAGCCAAGAAAGCAGGUCCAGGCGUCGGUGAGCUCAUCGUCAAAGCUGUGAGCGCCUCCAAGGAGAGGAGCGGCGUGUCCCUCGCCGCCCUGAAGAAAGCUCUCGCGGCCAGCGGCUACGACGUGGAGAAGAACAACUCCCGCGUCAAGAUCGCCAUCAAGGGCCUGGUGACUAAAGGCACCCUGGUGCAGGUCAAAGGGACCGGCGCCUCGGGCUCAUUCAAGCUCAACAAGCAGCAAGCCGAGACCAAGAAGAAGCCGGCCAAGAAAGCGGCUCCUAAAGCGAAGAAGCCCGCGGCCAAGAAACCCGCUGCUGCCAAGAAGCCCAAGAGCGCCGCGGCAAAGAAGCCCGCCGCUAAGAAAUCGCCCAAGAAGGCCAAGAAACCCGCCGCCACAGCCGCUAAGAAGGCGACGAAGAGCCCCAAGAAGGCAAAGAAGCCAGCAGCCGCUAAGAAAGCAGCCAAGAGCCCCAAAAAGGCCAAGGCGGCUAAACCUAAGGCGGCAAAGCCUAAAGCCGCCAAGCCUAAAAAGGCAGCUCCCAAAAAGAAGUAAAAAUCUGUUUGUUCCUCAACGGCUCUUUUAAGAGCCACCCACUAACUCUGAGUAAAGAGCAAAACUGUGUAUGUUAAUGAUUUCUCUUUAAUUUCAAAGGAAGAAGUGAAGAUGAGACCU
Molecule: messenger RNA, 755 nt
Organism: Ctenopharyngodon idella (grass carp)
Lineage: Eukaryota; Metazoa; Chordata; Actinopteri; Cypriniformes; Xenocyprididae
Product: histone H1-like
Exons: 1
Coding region: 15-635 (206 amino acids)
Biological process (GO): nucleosome assembly
Cellular component (GO): nucleosome
Molecular function (GO): DNA binding; structural constituent of chromatin
Source: RefSeq, a predicted model, not a curated record